Aaosphaeria arxii CBS 175.79 is the source of this 1985-nucleotide messenger RNA. RefSeq lists its product as uncharacterized. The coding region runs from base 1 to 1662 and encodes 553 amino acids. The record is from RefSeq and is a predicted model, not a curated record. The transcript is spliced from 2 exons. NCBI's taxonomy places the organism in Eukaryota, Fungi, Ascomycota, Dothideomycetes, Pleosporales.
AUGGCAGGCGCUCCAAAGACAAAACCCAGCACUCACCGUACAGGUGAAGUGCGAGAAAACAAACACAACGUCGACAGUUUCACCACAGAUGGCCUAGACACCAUCGUCGAUGAGUCCAAAACGCUUCUAGAAAACGAAGCGGAUCUAAGAGCUCUCAGAGCUCGCUUUGAGCUCGCGAUCGCAGAAAAGGUCGCCUGUGGGAAUACCAAGGACGGGGUCAGUCUUAAGCUGACCCGGGAGGGGGGACAGCAGCGGGCACUGCUACUCAUAAAGGGCGAGAGCCGUUUUGAAGAACGGCGAUAUGAGAAGAUUUUGGCGGACUUGCAGGUCGCGCUGAGGGGCAUUGCCUCUGCAGUCACUGGCAAAGGAACUGAUGCCGCGAAGGAGAAGCUCAAGGUAAUAACUUUCGAAUGUUUUCGUGAAAGGUUGAACGCUAUUUUACCUCAAUUGGACAAACGAUUUGAUGAAGCUAUGGAUGAGCUGAAUGCGCUUAGUGCACGAGGAGCUGGAGUCGACGUCGAUCUCUUGCUGAAGCACGAAGCCGAUUUAAUCACCAGCUUACUCGAACUUGAGCGCGGAGUCUCCAGCAUUGUGAAAGGACAUAUCCAGAAACCCCACCUCGCAGAUAUUGUCCAAGAGGCAUUUACGAUAGUUACGGACGGAGCUUUGCAGCUCCGGUAUCUUUUUCAAGAUGACGAAGUGUUCGAUCGGUUAUUGACCCAUAUCGUUCUUCUUGCGAAGCCAAAAUUGAUUUUUAACACCUGUGUCAGAGCUGCCAGAAGUCUGGACGGAUUCUCAUCAUUGAGAAUCAGGCAUCAGAAGACAGCAAUGCCGCAAGGCUUGUCGCCCUUGGGGCAGAGCUCAAGAACCAACCCGGGUGCACCAUCGACCUACGGUAGCACGAUCCCAGAUCAUAACCGUGUCUUUUGGACUCUGAAUAGUCCGAGACAAAGUCAACGAGAAACUUUAGUGUAUGAAGAGCUCCCGGUGGGGUUAAUCCAAAAUAUGAGGUCACUUGUUAAACCUUUCCUCGAGGAAAAGGACAGACAUGCGGGAAUCUUCCGUAUAUUCCCAGUGGCAAAGCAGAAUGCGGUAAAACUCCUCGGUUACAUUCUACAAGGACUCAAUCCUCCACCUGAGGAAGAGGGCCAUUACGACGCCGGCUUCGUCCUAUGUCAAACCUCCCAGCAAGAGAAAAGCCUAGGGGACAUGUAUCAACACCUCUUCAAGAGAUGCGGAGAACGCACAGGAAAAGGAAGAGAACUGUUCACAAUGUUUUGGGUAUCCAUCCACAACAACGACCUUUUUACCAUCCUGGAUCGCUGUGGAUACUCCUACGUUCAGACCAUCAUCCCCGGCCUGAAACAGUUCCUGAAUACACACAAGGAACAGCGUCCAUCCGUUUACAGACUUGUUCAGUUUUUGAGGACUGAUAGCCUGAAGCCCUCGGAGUUGCUUUGUCAAGAUUACGGCUUCCGUAAUUGCAAAGCGAUGCACCACUACAUCGAGACAAUGAAAGAGACAUAUACGGAUGUCCUCAAAUUUGCAGCACCGCCCGACCUGCACAAAGCAGCACAAAUGCAUCGGCUUUUGGACUUCAUUCGGGAGAAUGGGGUGAAUGUGGAAGAAGGAAAUGAACGGCUGUUCAAGACCUUCGGUUGAAGGCUUGGCCUACGAUGUCAGUGAUGGAUGAAUGAGAUAGUAAACACUUUAUGAUUGGGAACGCAACUUCAAUGGUGGCAUACAUAUCGUCACCGACAAUACUGCUCUCCUGCUCACGGAGGAGGUUCCUGGAAUGAUAUCCAGAUUUACCGAGAUGGGGGUGGUAUCACGGAUAUAUCAUUCACACUGCUGCCGUAUACAGCAGUCUACGGAAGGUGCCCCUAUGCACGUACUUAGAAAUACCAUUGAUUUUCCUUCAUACUUUCGAUUCCACUACAUUCUGACUCCCAAUCUUACAAAACAAAACAUGAUAUAACUUUUCA